Messenger RNA from Aspergillus niger, 321 nucleotides. RefSeq lists its product as uncharacterized. Lineage: Eukaryota; Fungi; Ascomycota; Eurotiomycetes; Eurotiales; Aspergillaceae. The transcript is spliced from 3 exons. Bases 1 to 321 code for a protein of 106 amino acids. The record is from RefSeq and is a predicted model, not a curated record.
AUGGCCGACAUGUUCAACCAUAAGACUGCAGACAGUGUCUGGUCAACUGGCGUGCAUCCUGUAGUGGUUACUGGCUUGGCAAUUGGGGAUGGUUCAGAGGACACUCGCGGCAUGCUGCACGAGCAGCAGCAGCAGCAGCAGCAGAAGGUUCUUGGGAUCAUCGAUGCGCCAGUAGGAAAUCUCAGACAGUCCCCACAGCUUUCUGACAACCAAAUCAUAUCUGCCAUGGACAAGAGCCAGGCCACUUCUCAGUAUUGUGGCAUGUCACUAUCUCAUAGUCAGGUUGCCAAAUUCGUGGCAGGAUUAGUGAGCCCGACAUAG